AUGGUUUUAGACGACUCAAGCUUAAAGGUUCUUGCGGAUCUCAAAAAAAAGCGCGGUGUAGUAAAGGCAGCAUUAACACGCAUUGCCACAUUUGUGAACAAUUUUGAUCCAUCAGAGCAACCAAUUUCAUUGUUGGAUUUCAGACAAGAGGAACUUCCACUUAUAAAUCGUAAAUUUGACACUAUUCAAAGCGAAAUCGAAUUGCUAGCUACCGAUGAAACGGAUGUUGCAGAAGAAGAGAGAGAAAGAUUUGAAAAUAAUUAUUUUGAUCUAAGAUCCAAAAUACAAGAAUUGAUCAACGCAGACAAGCUGCACAAUACAACUGGUCAAGAUAACUCAUUUGGAAACACCUCUAUAAGGCAACGCAUACAGCUGGCUCCUAUACCUUUGCCAAAGUUUAAUGGUAAUAUCCAAGAUUGGCCAUCAUUCUACGACAUCUUUAAGGCAAUGGUUCACCACGAUGAGUCGCUAUCUCCGUCGCAAAAGUUUUAUUAUUUAAGGUCGAGUCUAACUAACCAAGCGUUGGAUUUAGUCAAAUCAAUACCGAUUAGUGAUGGCAACUAUGAAGCCGUAAUCCAAAGAUUGAAGCAGCGUUAUGAUAAUAAAAGUCUGAUUAUACAAUCGCACAUCAAGUCAAUUUUGGAAUCCCCAAGAGCAGAAGAGGCAUCGGCUGCUUCACUACAAGGUCUAUAUUCUCAUGUAUGCUCACACGUAGCAGCAUUGCGAUCAAUAGGGCAGCCAGUAGAACACUGGGACGCGUGGCUAGUUACCAUUAUCAUAAGCAAACUCGACAAGAACACUGCUCAUGGGUGGCAGCUACACCAAAGAAACACUGAGUUACCAAAAUAUGAACAGUUAGAUGAGUUUUUAGCAGGUCGAUGCAUCGCCUUGGAGAGUUCAGAAGCGCAUACGCAAAGCACGGACAAGCCAACACAUAGCUCCAAAAACAGAGAAUCAAACACCAGGGGAAUUGGGCAAUCAAGUAUGGUAAGGAAAACGUUGCUGACCGCCAAAAAAAAUCCGCAAUCCUGUCCUUGUUGUACGGAGGAUCACAGAUUGUUUGCUUGUGAAACCUUCAAGUCUCUCAAAUUAUCUGCACGACUAGAUCUUCAAGGAGCACCCACGGAGAAGACUAUCGAAGGUGACAAUGAUAGCGUCGUAUCUGAGUCGAGCCAGCAACGCCCGAAGGUGUUAUCGGCCCAGGGUAAAAGCGGACAUGUUUUUCUAGCCACAGCAUCUGUUCUUGCUGCUGAUAGCCAUGGUGAGCUUAGAAAAUGUCGAGUUUUGCUGGACAGUGGGUCGCAAAUUAACUUUGUGUCUUCAAAAUUUGCAAAUCAGUUGCAGCUGCCCCGUCGGAAAACAUUAUUGCCUGUGAGUGGUAUCGGAGCACGCCAGAUUCAGUCAGUCUCCAGCAUCGUGCUCAAGGUAAGGUCCCGUGUGAAGCCAUUUGAAGCUGAGUUAGUCUGCCACGUGUUGCCAACAAUUAUAGAUGAUCUUCCCUGUUGUCCAAGACCACCAACGGGAUGGAACAUUCCAGAGGAAUUAGUUCCGCAAUUGGCGGAUCCCUUUUUCGACCGCACUGGAUCAGUCGAGAUUUUAGUUGGAGGUGGCAUCUUCUUCGAGUUACUGGAACCAAGUAGAGUGCAGCUACGGGUAGGGACAGCUUAUCUCCAGGAUACAAGAUUUGGUUGGGUGGUGACAGGUGAAGUCAACACCACUUGCUUGCUGUCAGCAAGAACUGCUGGCGAAAUUUGUGAUGAUGAAUUCAGGUCAUUGUGCAGCUGUCAGGCAACAGGUUACGGACUCGAGUCUAAAGCUAAUAAGAGAAGCUUAGAGGAGACUAAGGCAUUGCAACACUUCGAAGAAACAGCCAAGCGUGAUGAGACUGGUAGAUUUAUAUUGCGUCUUCCAUUUAAGUCAGAGGUGCAUGAGCUCGGAGGCACAUUAGAAAUGGCCAGGGCUAGAUUCUUAGGUGUCGAGCGAAGACUACAGAGAGACGAGGAGUUGAAGCUGCAAUAUGUACGGUUUAUGAAGGAAUAUCUAGACAUGGGGCAUAUGGAGAGACUCCGUGAAGAAUCAAACGUGUCCAGAGAGGUAUUCUACCUUCCGCAUCACCCAGUUCUAAAGCUUUCAAGCCUUACGACGAAGUUACGCGUCGUUUUUGAUGCCUCGGCUAAAAGUACAUCAAACCGGUCUCUAAACGAUGUGCUCAUGUGUGGCCCAACGGUACAGGAUGACCUAGCUGCAAUUCUGAUGCGUUUCCGCAAGCAUCAUUUCGUGAUAACAGCUGACGUUGAGAAAAUGUUUCGGCAAAUAAAGAUAGAUCCAAAGGACCAGGACUUCCAGAGAAUACUUUGGAGACCAGAACCAGAUGUCACGUUGGAAACUUAUCGGCUCACGACCGUGACUUACGGCACUACACCCGCCUCUUUCAUGGCCACAAACUGUCUCGUAUCGUUGGCAAAAAGUUCAAGACAUAGUGACCCAGAAGAGUCUGAAAUUAUACAGCGUGAUUUCUACAUGGAUGACCUGAUGACCGGAGCUGACACCAUUGAUAAAUGCUUUCGGCUUCAGCAGCGGAUAAGUGCGAUUCUCGCUUCAGCAAGCCUACCGCUACGUAAAUGGUGCUCGAAUUCGGCUGAGCUGCUAAAACGAGUAGGGAAUUCCAGCAGUGACACCCUAUUUACCUUACAAAUCGGCACAGACGACAUUUUGAAGUCACUCGGUCUCAGUUGGAAACCGGAAGCAGACGAAUUCCGAUUUUUUGUACAGCAUGAUCCUGCAAGAACAAGGAGUACCAAAAGAUUGCUUUUGUCAGAUUUAAACAGAAUCUUCGAUCCUUUAGGUUUCUUGUCACCAGUACUGAUUAAAGGAAAAAUAUUUCUACAGCAGCUGUGGCAGCUAAAGAUAGAGUGGGACAGUCCUCUUCCAGCUGACCUAGCGAGGAGAUGGGAAAGAUUUUACCAGGAGCUCAAGGAGUUAAGCUCAAUGGCGAUCCCAAGGAAAUGCAUUCCACACAUGAGUCACCAGGUGGAAAUUCAUGGAUUCUGCGAUGCAUCAGAAGAGGCUUAUGGUUCCGCUAUGUUCGUCCGAAGUAAGGAUGAAAUGGGAAUCUGGCAUUCGCGGUUACUUUGUUCCAGGACGCGUGUAGCGCCACUAAAGGGGUCAACAAUACCUAGAUUAGAGUUGAACGGUGCGUUAAUUCUAGCUCAAUUGGCAAGGAAAACGGCAGAAGCGUGGGGACUAAGAAUCAAUGAUAUACAUCUAUGGACUGACUCUAUGGUGGUUCUAGGUUGGCUUAAGAGCCAAACAUCACGACUUAAAACUUAUGUAGCAAAUCGGGUAAACCAAAUUUUGGAAAUAACAGGAGCCGAGCAAUGGAGGCACGUACGAACCGAUGAAAAUCCAGCUGACAUACUAUCUCGAGGAGUGACCCCAAGCGAGCUUCAAGAUAAGGUUCUUUGGUGGAAUGGACCUCAUUGGCUUGCAGAAGAAGAGAACCAAUGGGUUCAGCAUGUAGUACCGUUGAUAGCGGAGGAUCAGAUACCAGAGAAACGUCCAAUCAAAUUGGCAUUAGUAACAGUCAACCAGUUGGAUAACUUAUUCAAGGCAUACUCAUGCUGGAGACGAUUGGUGAGCGCAGUAGCAUGGAUCGCACGGUUCGUCAGGUAUCUUAAGGCAAAGAAGAAGGUAUGCGAGCCUAAAUUUCUGACAGUGCCCGAACUAAAAAACGCUGAGAUGAUAGUGUUAAGACAGGUACAAGCUGAGUGUUUCGGCAGAGAGAUCAAAACAUUGGAAAGACAAAACGAAGUACUCCGAAGCAGCAAAAUAAAGAGCUUAUGCCCCUUCCUAGAGAACGGAAUGUUGUUAGUCGGAGGCAGGCUAGAAAAUGCUGUCAUUCCCAUACAGCAAAAACACAUAAUUGUAUUACCUGCGGAUCAUCACGUGACAAGAUUAAUAUUCCAAGAUCGGCAUCGUGAGCUUCUGCACUGUGGGCCUCAGGAGCUACUUGCGGAAGUAAGACGGAGAUUUUGGCCACUAAAGGGGAGACUAAUAGCCAGAUCAGUCACACAGAAAUGCGUUCGCUGCGUAAAGGCAAACCCUAGAUUUCCGCACCCACUGAUGGCGCCGCUUCCUAAAGCGAGAGUUCAAUGCUCACGCCCAUUCACUGUGACGGGAGUGGAUUUCGCGGGUCCACUAAUGAUUAAAAGUGGACUGCGCAGAGUUUCAGGAUCAAAGGUUUGGAUUUCAAUAUUCAUAUGCUUUUCCACUCGAGCAGUGCAUCUAGAAGUGGUCGAAGAUCUGACAAGCAACGCCUUUGUAGCUGCUCUCCGUAGGUUUAUGUCACGCCGGGGACGAUGCUCAAAAAUGUAUAGUGAUAACGGGACCAAUUUUGUAGGAGCCCAGAAGGAACUCAGUGCUGCGAUUAACAAAUCCAUCCCAGAGUUAGCACGAGACGGUAUAGAAUGGCACUUCAACCCACCCUCUGCUCCGCAUUUCGGGGGUUUGUGGGAAAGUGCAGUUAAAAGUGCCAAAACUUAUCUAACAAAGAUGGUGGGAGAAACGAAGUUAACACUAGGAGAGUUAAUCACACUACUCUGUCAAAUAGAAGCUUGUAUGAAUUCUCGCCCUAUAUCGCCACUGAGCAGCGAUCCUUCAGAUCUCCAGGCAUUGACACCUGCCCAUUUCUUAAUUGGUGGUCCCGUGACCUUACCGCCGGAACCAGACAUAUCACAAGAGAACCCCAGCAGCCUGCGCCGCUGGAAAUAUGUUCAAUUUCUCACUCAGACCUUCUGGAAAAGAUGGCAUAGGGAAUAUUUGCCCCAAUGUCAGAUCCGUGGAAAGUGGACAUCGGUGAAUCGAACUUUAAAAAAGAACGAUGUAGUUAUAAUAAAGGAAGAUAACUCUCACCCGACAAAAUGGAAGUUAGGAGUAGUUAUCAACACACACCCGGGUAACGAUGGCACAAUUCGAGUCGUAACUAUUCGUACAGCAGCUGGCUCUGAGAUGCGUCGGCCGGUAGUUAAGCUAUGCCUAUUGCCAGUGCAAGAAGAGCAAUUAGUUGAAGACCAGCAGGCUUCAACGGGGGGAGCAUGUUGA
Messenger RNA from Macrosiphum euphorbiae (potato aphid), 5100 nucleotides. NCBI's taxonomy places the organism in Eukaryota, Metazoa, Arthropoda, Insecta, Hemiptera, Aphididae. The record is from the annotation of a GenBank genome assembly.